AUGAAGUGGCGAACGUCGUCGCUUUAUGGUUGCUUCGUCGGCGAUCCGUACUACGAUCGCGAUGUUCCAAUCGUGAUGGCGAUUGACGACGAUGUUUUUUGUAGCUCACAAAUCGAGCGACCGGGCGAGAACGUGCCGAAGAUACAUGGGCAAAUCCCGAGUGGCCCAGAACCGUCAGGGCAGGAUAAUGGGCGAAGGUCUGCAAGCUUGUUAGAGGGAGGAACGGUGUUAAAGGUUAGCAUUUCAGGGAAUGGAUGCGUUUCUGGAGAAUAACA
Molecule: messenger RNA, 275 nt
Organism: Cylicostephanus goldi
Lineage: Eukaryota; Metazoa; Nematoda; Chromadorea; Rhabditida; Strongylidae
Source: the annotation of a GenBank genome assembly